Messenger RNA from Malania oleifera, 2042 nucleotides. RefSeq lists its product as uncharacterized. The coding region runs from base 398 to 1630 and encodes 410 amino acids. The record is from RefSeq and is a predicted model, not a curated record. The transcript has 7 exons. Lineage: Eukaryota; Viridiplantae; Streptophyta; Magnoliopsida; Santalales; Ximeniaceae.
UAUAAUUCGAUCGGACUCCAAUUAGAAAUCAUUUUGCCAAACCCCUAAUUUAUGAUGGGGUAGGCCUGAUGGGAGGACAAGGUGGUACUCCCACAGCACCUAAACGUCCCGGCCCAUCGAGGAUGGAACCCCACUGCAAUUGCGCAAUAAAUAUCUCAUUUCUGAUUUUAAAGAUUAUUUACAGAAGAUUAAGCGAAUUGGGAAUUCUACGUCCAGACAAGACAGGGAAGCUGACUUGCGCAGCCCUUCUACGCGUCUUCUGCUGGGACCAAUUUCCUCGGUUUCACGAACCUCUUCCAUCUGAUUUUCUCGGGAAAGUUGGAGCGUUUUCUCUCUCAGCUUCGAAGAGUGGGAAAGCGAUUAUUGAAUACUCGAUCUCGAUUUGGGUCGUGCGGAGAUGUUGGGACUCGGGGGAAGGUACUACUGGGGCAGAUCGGAAGGGGGGAAUUCCAGAGGAAUAGUGGUGGUGUUCGCAUGGAUGUGCAGUGAGGAAAGGCUUUUGAAGAACUAUGUCCGACUCUACUCCUCCAUUGGUUGGGAUUCCCUCGUUUGCCAUUCCGGAUGUCUUAACAUGUUUGUUCCUGCACAGGCCACAUCAUUAGCAUUUGAUCUUCUCGGUGAGCUUGUUAAGGAGCUAAAGAUUAGGCCACGCCCUGUCGUCUUUGCACCUUUUUCUGGUGGUCCAAAAGCUUGCAUGUACAAAGUUCUUCAGAUUGUUGAAGGGAAGUGUGAAACGCAGCGUGAUCUGGAUGAUUGCCAACUGGUUCGAGACUGUAUUUCUGGCUACAUUUACGAUUCUAGCCCCAUAGAUUUUUACAGUGAUUUGGCUUUUCGAUUUUUUCUUCACCCAAGUGUUCUUAAAAGGCCCCAUCCACCAAGACUAUUAUCCUGGACGGCAAAUGGCAUUAGGUCUGGGUUGGAUGCUCUCUUUAUCUACUGGUCUGAAUCACAGCGUUCUGACUUUUGGCAGACCCUGUACUCUUCUGUUAGCAUGGGAGCCCCCUAUUUGAUUUUAUGCUCAGAAAAUGAUGAUCUUGCUUCCUAUCAAACCAUUUGCAAUUUUGCUCAACGUUUGCAAGAGCUUGGGGGCGAUGUUAAAAUAGUGAAAUGGGAAGACUCUCCUCAUGUAGGUCACUAUCGCUUCCAUCCAACUGACUACAAAGCUGCUGUGACUGAGCUACUUGGAAAGGCAGUGCUAGUUUAUUCCCAAAGAUUUCAACGACUUGAAGGCGAUAGAAUGGCCAUAGAGGAGACGCAUGAAAAAUUCCCUAGGCCAGACUACAACAUAAGAAAAGCAGGGGGGAUGUCUGGCGAGAGCUUACAUGGAUUAGCCCUUGAGUCGAGUGAUCACUUCGUCUUGCCUAGCGCAAUGGAGUACCAUGAGGUUGAAGAUGUUGGGUCUGCGCAAGACGAACACGGGAGUGGUUGCAUUUAUGUGCCUAUCCCACCAACUAUAAGUUCCUCCAUGGUUCCUGAUCACCUUCUUUUUGACGUAUCUGUCCCCAAGAAUGUCGAAGGUUGGGAUAUGACUACAAGGCCGUCAGUCUCCUUGAAUGGUACAACAUCUGCUUCUGCUCAGAGAAGUGCAUCUUUCCAUCUUGUGAAAUCCGCACGGCGAUCAAGGCUGUAAAUCUCUUGGUGCAGAAACUCAUCCCAUGGGCUGUCCAUGAGUUCAUUGUAGUCUCAUUCCGUUCCGGGAUUCAGUUUUGAAUGCAACACCGAGCAGCCACGAAUAAGCCAGUAAAAUCUCCAGCUAAGUUACACGACUAUUGACACUUUGCUGUUUUUGGGGGUAAAAAGGAGUUUAACAUGGUUUAAGUUGAUGGCCUUUCUUAUAAUUUAAAAUGUCCACAUAAUUAACCGGAGACAUGAAUUGCGGAGUUUGGACUUCAGUUGGAGAUGGAUGUGUUGUGAAUAAGAGCCAUUCAUGCCCCUAUUCAUGUAAUUGUCUCGUAUAAUCUGCCAAUCAACCGUGGCUUGCAUGUAUUAUCUUUUAUACGGUAUAAGGUUAUUAAUAAAAAAGCUAUACUGUUGCUUAGUAA